This is a messenger RNA of Drosophila gunungcola (fruit fly), 1175 nucleotides long. RefSeq names its product transcription factor mef2A. Lineage: Eukaryota; Metazoa; Arthropoda; Insecta; Diptera; Drosophilidae. The transcript has 4 exons. The coding region runs from base 86 to 1000 and encodes 304 amino acids. The record is from RefSeq and is a predicted model, not a curated record.
AAAAAAAUUUUGUUAGUAAAAAAUUUGUAGUUACAAAUUUUGUAUAAUUCCUUUUGGAAACUCACAAAUUUUCCUCAAUUCGAAAAUGAAUUUUUGCUCAGUGCCCUACGAAGCUGAUUACGGCAUGUACGCCGAUUCCAAGAUGAAGAGCGUGCCCCAGUAUCCGUUGAGCAUGAGUCCCGGCCAGGGUCAAGGCCAGUCCAUGUCGAUGCAGCCACUAAAUCCUCCCCAGAUGAACCUGCAGAUGCAGAUGCCCAUGCCGGGUGCUCCCCCGAUGUCUUCGUACCCCAUGCAGAGUAUGCCGCUGGCCAUGAUGCCCUCGGGCAACGCGAUGACCCCCAUGUCCACGAUGACCAGCCAACUGCCAAUCGGUGCGGUGACGCCGCUGAGCAGCAUGACCAUGAUGCCCAUGAUGGGGAAUCCCAUGGGGGCCAUCGACGCCCCCGGGAUCAAUGCGGUGAUCCCCGACCUGCAGUCCAUGACCUCGAUGGGUCAGAUGCAGCCCCUGCAGCAGUACAACCAGUCUGGAUCUGCCACCCCAAUGCACCAAGGUCGUCUGACGGGCGGAGCCAGUGGUGGAAUGGUUGGCCCCUGCCCCUCGUCGCCCUCGCAUCCUGGUAGCUGGAACUCCGGUCCCAACUCCAGCCAGAUGAUGACCAACGGCAACGUGUGGCAGUACAGCCAGCCCAUGCAGAACCACCAGCCGCAGUACCAGCAGCAGCAGCAGCAGCAGCACCACUUCCAACAGCAGCAGCCCCAGCACCACCAACAGCACCACCAACAGCACCACCAACAGCACCACCAGCAGGGCAGCCGCACCAAGGCCUCGUAUGAAGUACCGCCCUCAAGCAUGUACCGGGAUGUUCGCAACGGACUGAACACACCAUCCAUGCACGAAUCCCCAAGUGCGGCAAGAGUAAUCAUUCGUUCAAUUGUGGAAAAUUGGCGAGCAAGGCCCCCCAUUGGCGUUGACAACUACUUUGAGCCCAUCAUUGGUUGAUUUUAGUACUUUUGCAUGAUUGGUGUCUCUCUAAUCACACUCGCCUUUUUUAUAAGACUUCCCCUACGCAAGCAAACACUUCCAACAGACACUAAAGCACACAACAACACGUAAUAAGGUCACAAACAUAUUGGUGUGGAAUAAAUGGUUUAUAUAUGUUUUGGCCGAAAAGAAA